ACAUGCCGAACGAAGGUACAAUUUGCUUGAUCACCGAGCUACGGGACUUUACAACAACUUAAGAUAUUAUAUCUUCAAAAAUGAAGACUGUUCUACUGUUGGUUGUUGUUAUUGCUGCAGUAGCGUAUGCGCGAGAUGUAGCGAGUAGCACCAACGCAGACCAAGAUGUAGUACAGUACAGAAACAGGCGUUCCCUAAUCUCAAAAUGGGUGAAAACUGCUGGUGACUCAGGCGUGACAGAGGACGACACAAGCGAUGAAAAUUCAUCUUCUGACACCGCUUCAACAAAUAGCCGAAAGAAGCAAUCGUUAUUACCGAUAAAAAAUAUUGUAUCAGGAACUGUUCAACACGUCAAAGAUGACGUGAAGAAGGUAGUAGGAGGCACCGUGGAUGCUGUUGGAGAUAUGCUGGGUGCUGUUGGCAGCACGGUAGGCACUGUUGGAGACGCGCUGGGUGCUAUUGGCAGCAAUGUAAAUGCUGUUGGAGAAGCAAUAACAGGAAGGGGUAAAGGCACCGCUGAGAGUGAUAACACUACUACAAGCGAUGAGGAGAAUUCAUCUUCUGACACAGCUUCAAGCUCAGAUAAUGCAUCUUCUGACACAGCUUCAAGCUCGGAUAAUGCAUCUUCGGACACAGCUUCAAGCUCUGAUAAUGCAUCUUCGGACACCGCUUCAAGCUCGGAGAAUGCAUCUUCGGACACAGCUUCAAGCUCGGAUAAUGCAUCUUCGGACACCGCUUCAAGCUCGGAUAAUGCAUCUUCGGACACAGCUUCAAGCUCGGAUAAUGCAUCUUCGGACACCGCUUCAAGCUCGGAUAAUGCAUCUUCGGACACAGCUUCAAGCUCGGAUAAUGCAUCUUCGGACACCGCUUCAAGCUCGGAUAAUGCAUCUUCGGACACAGCUUCAAGCUCGGAUAAUGCAUCUUCGGACACAGCUUCAAGCUCUGAUAAUGCAUCUUCGGACACCGCUUCAAGCUCUGAUAAUGCAUCUUCUGACACAGCUUCAAGCUCAGAUAAUGCAUCUUCGGACACCGCUUCAAGCUCAGAUAAUGCAUCUUCAGACACCGCUUCAAGCUCGGAUAAUGCAUCUUCGGACACAGCUUCCAGCUCGGAUAAUGCAUCUUCGGACACCGCUUGAAACGGCAAAAUUUAUAAAAAUCUUGACUACGAACUAUAACAGCUACUUAUCUAGACAAGACACCACCGUUAACUUGCGAAUAUUGUCCACAAUGUCAAGUAUUUCAAGCAAAGUGAAAACAGUACCUUUAUGAAAUGGUCGAAAGUAUCUACUUUAAAAAAGCAAAUUGCUGCACCAAUUUAAUUACUUUAUGUCACUGGGGGAAAAUGUAAAGAACUUACUAAGGCUAACAAGAGCUGGGAUAACGCUAUAAUGCACCUUACAAUUUUGAAAACUUAAGUAAUACACGAGUUUUAUUGAUGUAACGACGCUUCAUAAGAUGUCGAUGUACUUAAUAAGAAAGAGGUGUCAAAUUACUUCAACCAAAUCAAGAUUCCUGUCAUCAACUUCGGCAGCUUCUAAUCUUCAGCAGCUCAUAUGCACGUCGCAAGACCAUUUUCGUAUUAAACAAGAUACGAUUAUGUUUCGAGAAUUUGUCAAGUGUCCAAGCUGUGUAUGGCAGUUUUAAUCAUGUGAUGCUUGACGGUAUCUUCCAUGUUAACAUAAGUGCUACAGCAAGCAGUUGGAGGUGACCUGGACAUGAAGUUGCUGGUGGUGGAAGACGGGACUCCUAAAGGAAAGUGCUACUGCUCCUGCAAUCUGAACAACCAGCCGGUUUUCCUCGAAAUAGACUCCGAUGAUAUGAACGGGGCGUAUCCCUUACUUUGAAAGCGUCUCGCGCUAAUAUAUCAGUCUCCAAAGCAAUUUGUCGAAUUACUGUAAUAUUCUGAAUUAACUGUGGUAAACUUGUCGGAUUAUGUCCAACGUUUUUGCUUCGUCUACCGGAAUAUGUGAAAUAAAAACUAUGUUAUUGUAAA
Messenger RNA from Helicoverpa zea (corn earworm), 1993 nucleotides. Its product is annotated as cell wall protein RBR3-like. The transcript is spliced from 6 exons. The record is from RefSeq and is a predicted model, not a curated record. Bases 81 to 1136 code for a protein of 351 amino acids. NCBI's taxonomy places the organism in Eukaryota, Metazoa, Arthropoda, Insecta, Lepidoptera, Noctuidae.